AUGCUCCAACACCUCAUCAUUUUUUCCCUUGGAUUAGUUGGACAGAGUUUCUGCUCCCUGGCUGGAAUUACAGGGCAGGCAAACAGAUGUGAUAUUAAGUCUUUCAUGACAAUCAGAACUGAAUGCCGAUCCUGCCCACUCAACUUUGGAACCAAGUGCCCAGAUGGGUUUGUCAAGAUUACCAAUGGCUCUGUAGGGGUUCGAGACUGCAGGUACACAUUUGAGGUCAGAGGCUACUCUCGAGCUCUCCCCGGAUGCCGCCAUAUCUGUAGGAAGGACUACCUCCAGCCUCAAUGUUGCCCAGGAUACUGGGGCCCAGACUGCAUGGAGUGCCCCGGAGGAGCCUCGUCCCCCUGCAACGGCAGAGGCAGUUGUGCUGAAGGCAUGGAAGGCCACGGAAGCUGUUCCUGCCACGGAGGAUUUGUAGGAACAGCCUGUGAAGCCUGCGCUGAUGACAACUUAUUUGGACCAAACUGUUCGUCAGUGUGCAACUGUGUCCAUGGACAGUGCAACAGUGGAAUCCACGGCAACGGGGCCUGUGCGUGCGACUCCGCGUACACCGGGACCAACUGUAGCGAGCCCCUCCCCGAAUGUGCGGCCUUGCUCUGCCCGGAAAAUUCUAGAUGCGCACCUUCCGGUGAAGAUGAAGCCAGACUGCAGUGCAAAUGCCUUCCCGGUUACCGAGGCGAUGGAGCCCACUGCGCGCCCAUCAACCCAUGUUCACAAAACAUCUGCCACCUUCAUGCUCGCUGUACAUACCUGGGACCCAAUCAGCACAGCUGUACCUGUGAAGAAGGCUACCGUGGGGAUGGCCAAGUGUGCUUACCAGUAGACCCUUGCCAAGUGAGCUUUGGAGACUGCCCUACCAAGUCAACCGUGUGCAAGUAUGAUGGGCCUGGACAGUCUCACUGUGAGUGUAAGGAACAUUUCCACAAUUUUGUACCUGGAGUGGGGUGCGACAUGAUCGAUAUCUGUGAAUCAAAUAACUCCUGUCACAAGAAUGCGAACUGUACCACCAUCGCACCAGGCCAAACAGAGUGCAUUUGCCAGAAAGGCUACGUGGGAGACGGCUCGACCUGUUAUGGGAACCUCCUGGCCCGGCUCAGAGACUUAAACACUGAACCCAGAGGAAAAUGGCAGGGAAGAUUGACCUCUUUCAUCUCUCUCUUGGACAAAGUUUAUGCCUGGCCACUGAGCAACCUGGGACCGUUCACACUACUGCUGCCAACAGACAGAGGCCUGAAAGGAUUCAAUGUGAAAGAGUUGUUGAUGGACCCUGAGGCUGCUCGGUACUUCGUGAAAUCCCACAUCAUCGCUGGGCAGAUGAGCAUGGAGUGUUUGAAUAGCACAGACACCUUCUAUUCCUUGACGGGGAGGUCUGGGGAAGUCUUCAACCAGGAAAAGGACAAUCAACUUAAACUUAAACUCUAUGGAGGAAAAAAGAAGGUGAAAAUUAUACAGGGCAACAUGAUUGCUUCCAACGGGCUGCUGCACAUUAUCGACAGAGCCAUGGACAAGAUGGACCCCACCUUCGAAAGCAACACGGAGCAAACCAUCAUGGCAAUGCUACAACCAAGAUUCAGCAAGUUCAGAUCUUUGCUAGAAGAAGCCAACGUGGGACAUGCCCUAGAUGAAGAUGGGGUUGGUGGACCAUACACCAUUUUUGUUCCAAGUAAUGAGGCAUUAAAUAAUCUGGAGGAUGGCAUUCUGGAUUACCUCCUCACCCCAGAGGGAUCUCGGAAGCUUCUGGAACUCGUCAGAUACCACCUGAUCCCAUUUACCCAGCUCGAAGUGGCCACUCUCAUCUCCACCCCUCGCAUCAGGAGCAUGGCCAACCAAAUGAUACAGUUUAACAUAACCAACGACGGACAGAUUCUUGCAAACGGUGUGGCCAUGGAAGAAACGGAAGUGGCUGCCAAAAAUGGCCGAAUUUACACCCUGGCUGGAGUUCUCAUUCCUCCCUCCAUCGUCCCAAUCCUGCCUCACCGAUGUGAUGAAACCAAGCGGGAAAUGAGACUGGGCACCUGUGUGAGCUGUUCCCUGGUGUACUGGAGCAUGUGUCCGGCUGACUCUGAGCCCACAGCCCUGUUCACACACAAGUGCGUCUACUCCAGCAGAACCAGGAGCCUGAAGAGUGGCUGUGCCAGAUACUGCAACGCCACGGUGAAGAUACCCGCAUGCUGCAAAGGUUUCCAUGGACCCGACUGCAAUCCGUGCCCAGGAGGUUUCUUGAAUCCAUGCUCGGGAAAUGGCCAGUGUGCGGACGGCCUCAGUGGCAAUGGGACCUGCAUCUGCAAGACUGGAUUCCGAGGCUCUCAGUGUCAGUUCUGCUCCGACCCCAAUCACUACGGGCCUCGCUGUGACAAAAAAUGUCCGUGUGUUUACGGGACAUGCGACAACAGGCUAGACGGUGAUGGGGCCUGCCUCGCCGGCACCUGCAGAGAUGGUGCCGCUGGGAGGUUCUGCCACAAGCAGCCCUCUGCCUGUGGGCCCUCCAUGCAGUUCUGUCACAUCCACGCCACCUGUGAAUACAGCAACGGGACUGCCAGCUGCAUCUGCAAACCAGGAUUUGAAGGGGACGGAAUCCUCUGUACAGAGACGGAUCCCUGCGUGGGAUCAACCCCAGUGGGCUGCAGCCGCAAUGCAGAGUGCAUCCGAACCGGCCCGGGGACCCAUAGCUGUGUGUGUCAGCAGGGGUGGACGGGGGACGGCAGAGACUGCUCAGAGAUCAACAACUGCCUGCUGCCCGGCGCUGGGGGCUGUCACAGCAAUGCGACCUGUUUGUACGUAGGCCCCGGGCAGGCAGCUUGUCGGUUGGCGUCCUCGGGCAUCUGGAGCUGUGUUUGUCGAGAGGGCUAUGGAGGAGACGGCCUGCAGUGCUAUGGAGACGUAGCUGUGGAAUUGGCAUCUCUCUCUGGCGCAGCUAUAUUUAACCAGUGGAUCACGGACACUUUUGUACUGCCCAUGCUGUCGUCCACCUCAAACCUCACUGUCCUGGUGCCGUCCCAACAAGCGAUCGCAGACAUGGACCAAGAUGACAAAGGCUUUUGGUUGUCAAAGAGCAAUAUUCCAGCCUUACUAAAAUAUCAUACGCUCCUGGGCACAUACGGGGUGGCAGAGCUGCAGACACUAGCACCUUUGGACAUGCUGGCAACGUCUUUGCAGGGUAACUUUCUCCACCUGGCGAAAGUGGAUGGGAAUAUCACGAUUGGAGGCGCUUCCAUCAUCGAUGGUGACAAUGCGGCCACAAAUGGAGUGAUACACAUCAUCAACAAGGUUCUGAUUCCCCAGAGAAGUCUCAUUGGCUCCUUACCAGGCCUGCUGACCCGGCUGGAACAGAUGCCCGACUAUUCCAUCUUCCGUGGCUACAUCAUUCAACAUAACCUGGCCAGUGUCAUCGAGGCUGCCGAUGCUUACACUGUAUUUGCUCCGAACAAUGCUGCCAUUGAGAAUUACAUCAAGGAGAAGAAAGUGACUACUCUAAAAGAGGACUUACUCAAGUACCACGUGAUCCUGGAGGAGAAACUCCUGAAGAAUGACCUGCACAAUGGCAUGCACAGAGAGACGAUGCUGGGUUUCUCCUACCCCCUGGGGUUCUUCCUUCACAAUGACCAGCUCUAUGUAAAUGAUGCUCAGGUAAACUACACCAAUGCAGCCACGGACAAGGGGGUGAUCCACGGCUUGGAGAAAGUUCUGGAAAUUCAGAAGAAUAGAUGUGAUAAUAAUGACACGACUAUUGUUCGAGGCAAGUGUGGGAAGUGUCCCCAGAAGCCAAUCUGCCCACUCGGAACUAAACCACUGGGCAAUGAGACGAGGAGAUGCAUCUAUACUCUCUAUUUCAUGGGACGGCGAUCCGUGUUCAUUGGGUGCCAGCCAAAAUGUGUGAAAACUAUCAUUACAAGAGAAUGCUGUGCCGGCUUCUUCGGUCCUGAGUGUCAGCCCUGCCCUGGGACAGCCGGGAACGUGUGCUUCGGAAACGGAAUCUGCUUGGACGGAACGAACGGCACAGGCUCGUGUGAGUGUGGAGAAGGCUUCAGCGGGACAGCCUGCGAGACCUGCACCGAGGGCAAAUAUGGGAUCCACUGUGACCAAGCGUGUUCUUGUGUCCAUGGGAGAUGCAGCCAAGGGCCCUCGGGCGACGGCUCCUGUGACUGUGAUGUUGGCUGGCGGGGAGUGCGAUGCGACAGUGAGAUCACGAAAGACAACUGCAAUGCGGCAUGCCACACCAGUGCCAACUGUCUUCUCCUUUCCAACGGCACCGCCUUCUGCAAGUGUGCAGCCGGUUUCCAAGGGAACGGCACGGCCUGCACAGCAAUCAAUGCCUGUGAGGUCAGCAACGGAGGCUGUUCUGCCAAGGCCUAUUGUAAGAGAACCAUCCCCGGAAGCCGGCUGUGCGUGUGCAAGGCGGGCUACACUGGCGAUGGCAUCGUGUGCUUAGAAAUUAAUCCAUGUUUGGAGAACCAUGGUGGUUGUGACAGGAAUGCAGAGUGCACACAGACAGGACCCAACCAGGCGGUGUGUAACUGUUUGCCGACAUACACGGGAGACGGCAAGACCUGCACGCUUAUCAACAUCUGCCUGACCAACAAUGGCGGCUGUAGUGCCUUUGCUGUCUGCAACCACACCGGAGACCGUGAAAGGCCCUGCACCUGCAAGCCAAACUACAUUGGGGAUGGAUUCACCUGCCGCGGCAACAUUUACCAGGAGCUGCCAAAGGACCCCAAAACGUCCCAGUAUUACUUCCAGCUGCAGGAGCAUUCCGUACGAGAACUGGUGGAUCCCGGCCCCUUCACUGUCUUCGUACCUUUAUCGUCAGCCUUUGUAGAGGAUGCCCAGGUUAAUGACUGGAACACACAAGGCGUCAUGCCCCAGGUUCUUCGGUAUCAUGUGCUCUCCUGCAACCAACUGCUUCUGGAAACCCUGAAAUUGACCCCAAAUGUAACUUCUCUCCAAGGAGGCUCAAUUGGCAUCUCUGUCUCUCAGGGCACAGUGUAUUUAAAUAACAAGGCGAAGAUCAUAGCCAGUGAUGUCAUCACUACCAACGGAAUCAUCCACAUCAUAGACAAAGUGCUGUCUCCCCAGAGCCUGCUCAUCACCCCCAAAGAUGCCUCUGGAAGGAUUCUGCAAAAUCUUACAACAGUGGCAAAACUCCAUGGCUACACCAUGUUUAGCAACUUAAUACAGGGCUCGGACUUGCUGAGUCUUAUCACUGAUCCUAUCCACAUCCCAAUCACACUCUUCUUGCCCACGGACGAGGCUCUCCAAGCCCUACCCCCUCAACAACAGGAUUUCCUCUUCAACCAAAAGAAUAAGGUCAAGUUGAAGGAGUACCUGAAGUUCCACGUGAUACGAGAUUCCCAGGUUUUAGCAGUGGAUCUCCCCAGAUCUGCCGCCUGGAAGACCCUGCAAGGUUCAGAGCUGAGUGUGCAGUGUGGAGCGGGCAGCGACAUCGGCGAGCUCUUUCUGAAUGGCCAAGCAUGCAGAAUUGUGCAGCGGGGACUCCUAUUUGACCUGGGUGUGGCCUAUGGCAUCGACUGUCUGCUGAUUGACCCCACACUAGGAGGCCGCUGUGAUACUUUUACUAGUUUCAAUAUCUCGGGGGAUUGUGGAAGUUGUAUCAAUACUCCCAGCUGCCCAAAGGAGAGCAAACCAAAGGGUGUGAAGCAGAAGUGUCUCUACCACCUGCCCUUCAAGCGGAACCUGCCAGGCUGCCAGCAGCAGUGCUUCAUGGUGGUGCAGCUCCCCAGGUGCUGCAAGGGGUACUUCGGGCGAGACUGUCAGGCCUGCCCUGGAGGACCGGAUACCCCGUGCAAUAACCGAGGAGUGUGCCACGACCAGUACUGGGCCACAGGAGAGUGCCAGUGCAACAUGGGCUUCAACGGGACGGCGUGCGAGCUGUGCUGGCCGGGGAGAUUCGGGCCUGACUGUCAGCCUUGUGCCUGCUCUGACCACGGACAGUGUGACGACGGGAUCCUGGGCUCUGGGCAGUGCCUCUGUCAAACGGGCUGGACUGGCCGAUUCUGUGACACUCAAGAAGUCUUGCCCCCCGUAUGCACACCUGCUUGUUCUACUCAUGCCACCUGUAAGGAGAACAACACGUGUGAGUGUAACCUGAACUACGAAGGCGACGGGCGAACGUGCACAGUUGUGGACUUCUGCAAACAGAACAACGGGGGCUGUGCGAAGGUCGCCAAGUGCUCUCAGAAAGACACCAAGGUCACCUGCAGCUGCCCGAAGGGCUACAAGGGGGACGGUCACAGCUGCAUAGCGAUAGACCCCUGCGCGAAUGGCCUCAAUGGUGGCUGUCACGAGCAUGCCACUUGCACGAUGACUGCUCCGGGUCGCUAUACCACCGUUGGAGUGUUCCACUUACGCUCCCCACACGGCCAGUACAAGCUGACCUUUGACAAAGCCAAAGAAGCCUGUGCCAAGGAAGGUGCAACCGUGGCAACCUACAGCCAGCUCUCCUACGCCCAGAAGGCCAAAUACCACCUCUGUUCAGCGGGCUGGCUGGAGUCGGGGCAUGUUGCCUACCCCACAGCCUACGCCUCCCAGAAUUGCGGGGCCGGCGUGGUUGGGAUUAUCAACUAUGGAGUGAGAGCCAACAAGAGUGAGAUGUGGGAUGUCUUCUGCUACCGGAUAAAAGAUGUGAACUGCACCUGCAAGGUGGGCUAUGUGGGAGACGGCUUCUCGUGCAGCGGGAACCUGCUGCAAGUCCUGAUGUCCUUCUCUUCCCUCACAAACUUCCUAACGGAAGUGCUGGCCUAUUCCAAGAGCUCCGCCAGGGGCCGGGCCUUCCUGGGGCACCUGACGGACCUGUCGGCCGGUGGGACCCUCUUCGUGCCCCAGAACAACUGGCUAGAGAAAAACGAGACCCUGUCUGGACGGGACAUCGAGCAUCACCUCACCAAUGUCAGUCUCAUCUUCUACAACGACCUCGUUAACGGCACGGUCCUGCAAACCAGACUGGGCAGCCAGCUGCUCAUCACGUCCAGCCAGGACCAGCUCCAUCCGGAGACCAGGUUCGUCAACGGAAGAGCCAUCCUGCAGUGGGACAUCCUUGCUUCCAAUGGGAUUAUUCAUGUCAUUUCUGGGCCUUUAAAAGCACCCCCUGCCCCAGUGACCUCAACCCACACUGGCUUGGGACCGGGGAUCUUCUUUGCCAUCCUCCUGGUCCUCGGAGCGGUCGUGUUUGCUGCCUACUCUUACUUUCGGCUGAAGCAGAGAACGAUCGGUUUCCAGCACUUUGAGUCAGAAGAGGACAUCAAUGUGGAGGCCUUUGGCAAGGAGCAGCCUGAGAACAUCUCGAACCCCAUGUAUGAGAACACAACCUCAGCACCGCCAGAGCCCUCCUAUGACCCCUUUGAGGACUCUGAUGAGCAGCAGUUCAAGAGCAGCGACCCCCUCGGGGGGCUCUGAGGGCCAUGCACCCACUGGACAAGCGGAGCUUCCCUGAAGUCUCCCCACUGUGAAUCCUCCCCAUGAGCUGCCGUCAGGGAAUGUAAGGUGCUUUAAUGUCUUACAGUAGGAAGCACUCUGAAGCGAUACCUCAUCUCUUCGAUGAACCUCGGGGUGAUUGUUUUCUGGGGGUGAUGAACCACUCAGUACCAUAGUCCCUGUCACCCAUCUGCCCAGGGCACUUCUCCCUCCAGGGACCCUCCACCACUCCUUGUUUAGUUCCCUCUGAUGACCCCGCACUGUGGAAUUCUGCGAGCCUGUCGUAGGUCCCAGUUAGAUUGUAAGCUCCCCGUGGCAGGGACUUUGCCUCAUUCAUCUUUGUAUCUAAGCACCUGGCAUGGUGCCGGCACAUAAAAUGCGCUCAAUAAAUGUUGAUGCUGCAGAAACUAA
This is a messenger RNA of Echinops telfairi (small Madagascar hedgehog), 7848 nucleotides long. It is a transcript of the gene STAB2, whose product is annotated as stabilin 2. The record is from RefSeq and is a predicted model, not a curated record. Gene Ontology annotation, biological process: cell adhesion. Gene Ontology annotation, molecular function: calcium ion binding; hyaluronic acid binding. The coding region runs from base 1 to 7419 and encodes 2472 amino acids. The transcript has 68 exons. NCBI's taxonomy places the organism in Eukaryota, Metazoa, Chordata, Mammalia, Afrosoricida, Tenrecidae.